AUGAAUGCAAAGCAAGCGGUGGCAACUGUGGAUUUCAAAAUAAAGAGUUCUGGUGCUUUUGCCCCAAUGAACCCAGUCGCUAAAUAUGCCCUGCUGUUUCUGCUGCGGAAAGAAGUCCGCUUUUAUGAUGUUAUUAUCAGACUAAAAUUCUGUUUUGUUUCUCAUGAUUUUGUGGCAGGGAGUACUCUAAAUCCGAAAAGUCAGCUUGCAAUAGCUGUUGUCUCAAGCUUUAUGUUCGUGGUUACAUUAGUGGCAAUUCUUGUGUACUACUUGAGAAGGAAAUCAUCACCAAAUGGAUUGUUACCAUUUUGGAAGAAAAAAACAAAAGAAAUUCACAACCUUGAGGAUUUUCUAAGAAAUUACGGAUCCCUGGCCCCCAAAAGAUAUAGUUAUUCAGAUGUCAAGAAAAUAACAAAUUUGUUUCAAGAAAAAUUGGGUCAAGGUGGUUUCGGUGGAGUAUUCAAAGGGAAGCUACCAGAUGGUCGUUUGGUUGCAGUGAAAGUCCUAAAUGCCUCUAAAGGUCAUAAUGGAGAAGACUUUAUAAAUGAAGUUGCAAGCAUUAGUAAGACUUCCCAUGUUCAUAUUGUCACUUUAUUGGGUUUUUGUUUUGAUGGAUCCAAAAGAGCACUUAUCUAUGAGUUCAUGUCCAAUGGAUCUCUUGAGAAGUUCAUCCACACCAAGAGAUCAAUGAAAACAUACCCUCACCUUGGUUGGGACAAACUACUUCAAAUUGCAGUUGGCAUUGCUCAAGGAUUAGAAUAUUUACAUCGUGGUUGUAAUACUCGAAUUUUGCAUUUUGACAUAAAACCUCAUAAUAUUCUUUUGGAUGAAGACUUUUGUCCAAAGAUAUCUGACUUUGGUCUUGCUAAACUAUGCCCUAGAAAGGAUAGUAUCAUUUCUAUGGCAGAUGCUAGAGGGACUAUAGGAUAUAUUGCACCCGAAGUAUUCUCUCGAAACUUUGGAGGGGUUUCACACAAGUCAGAUGUCUAUAGCUAUGGAAUGAUGGUACUAGAAAUGGUUGGAGGACGAAGGAAUAUCGAUGUAGGAGUUGAUCACACUAGUGAGAUUUAUUUUCCACAUUGGAUAUAUAAGCAUAUUGGAGAAGGUGAACACUUACAGUUAGACAUGGUUAUAAAGGAAGAGGAUGAAGUAAUAGCCAAGAAGAUGGUUUUAGUGGGUUUAUGGUGCAUACAGAUGGAUCCAAUAAAUCGACCACCAAUCAGCAAAGUGGUGGAUAUGUUAGAAGGAAACCUUGAAUCUUUGCCAAUUCCUCCCAAGCCUUACUUAUCAUCUCCUCCAAGACAACAACUAGCUGAUUCUUUUACCACAUCAAUUUCUUAA
Molecule: messenger RNA, 1341 nt
Organism: Telopea speciosissima
Lineage: Eukaryota; Viridiplantae; Streptophyta; Magnoliopsida; Proteales; Proteaceae
Product: LEAF RUST 10 DISEASE-RESISTANCE LOCUS RECEPTOR-LIKE PROTEIN KINASE-like 2.4
Exons: 3
Coding region: 1-1341 (446 amino acids)
Biological process (GO): protein phosphorylation
Molecular function (GO): protein kinase activity; ATP binding
Source: RefSeq, a predicted model, not a curated record